AUGACUCGGGUCUUGGUUGUAGCACUCGCCGUGACUAUAGCCAUAUGUUUCACACCGUGUCACGGCCUCUUACUCGAUACACCUCGUUAUAAUUCGACCGCGGAAUUCCUGGGAACUCACAACAAAGCAAGAGCCGCAGUUGGGGUUGCCCCUCUCAAAUGGAACACUACCCUGGCCGAUCACGCUUUCGACAUAGCAUGGUCCAUGAUCACUGACGAAAUGGGUGAAUGCCAAGAUUCUUUGGACCCGAAGAGCCUCCAUGCAACGGCGUAUGACUUCGGUAGCUACAACAUGCACUGGGAUCAUAAUCAAUCAGUGACGUCGGGCAGGGUGGUGGAGAGGUGGGUGGCGAUGAAGAAGUACUACAACUACGCCAGAAACUCGUGCGUGCGCAACUUUAACUGCGCAUCGUAUACGCAGGUGGUGUGGAGGAAGUCCUUGGAGUUGGGUUGUGAUCAGGUAAGAUGUUUGGUAAGCGUAGGGAUUACUAAUGGUGUAACCAUCUGUGUUUAUAGUCCUCCUGGAAAUAUUCCAGGGGAGAAACCAUACUAG
Messenger RNA from Fragaria vesca subsp. vesca, 552 nucleotides. Its product is annotated as STS14 protein-like. The coding region runs from base 1 to 552 and encodes 183 amino acids. The transcript has a single exon. The record is from RefSeq and is a predicted model, not a curated record. NCBI's taxonomy places the organism in Eukaryota, Viridiplantae, Streptophyta, Magnoliopsida, Rosales, Rosaceae.